Molecule: messenger RNA, 1335 nt
Organism: Westerdykella ornata
Lineage: Eukaryota; Fungi; Ascomycota; Dothideomycetes; Pleosporales; Sporormiaceae
Exons: 2
Coding region: 1-1335 (444 amino acids)
Source: RefSeq, a predicted model, not a curated record
AUGGCUCAAUCAAUAUGGCUGUUCGCCAUUCUUUCCCACCUCACAUCUCUGGCAGCUUGCAUCUCAGUCACGUCGACUAGAUACUGGAACAUCACCAACGACCCGCAAGGCUCCGCACGCCUGAACGGCCUUGCUUUCCAGCAGCACGCGCUGGCCACGUUCAAUGACCAUCAAUAUGUUGCGGUCUACAGCACCAGUCCUAAAGGCUAUGGGAACCACUAUGUGAAUCUGGGACGGAGGCGAGUGAGUCCCACGGUGGGCGAGUGGCAGUAUUUCGCGUUCACGGAUUACGAGCAAAAGACUUUGGAUGAGCAUAAUACCAUUAGUAUGGGAAUAAGCGGCGACGGGAAGAUCCACUUGAGUUUUGAUCACCAUGACGUACCCCUAAACUACCGCGCCUCAACAACCGGAAUAGCCACGACGCUCCCCUCUUCCUGGACUCAAUCCACCUUCGGAGGCACCAUCAUGCACUCUCUCCCCGGAUCCACCGGCCCCUGGACCCCACUCACAUACCCCAGAUUCGAGCGCCUACCAAACGGCGACAUGCUCAUGGAAUUCCGCAUCGGCAAAUCCGGCGCCGGAGACAGCUACAUGCACCGCUACUCCUCCUCCACGGGGCAAUGGAGCCCCGUGGGGAAGUACCUCCAAGGACAAGACAACAACGCCUACAUCAACGGCCUAACCGCCACACCCGGACCCGAGGGUCACACCGUCUUCGUCAGCUGGACGGUCCGCGAAACCCCGGACGCAAGCACCAACCACGACUUCUACUUUGCCUACACCGAUGACGACGGCCGCACGUGGAGAGCCUCGUCGGGCCAGCCGGUCGCGAAGCCCAUCGUCCCCACCACCCCGGGUGUCAAAGUCUACUCCAUCCCGCAGAACAGCGAGAUCAUGAACCAGGAGGCGCAAUGUGCGGACGACGAGGGGAGGUUCCACGCCCUCAUGCGGGACAGGAGUGCAGGCGGGCCGGCCAGGUUUUACCACUACUUGCGCACGCCCGGCUCGUCGGGCGCUUUUUCCAAACGCGCCAUUAACGUGGGCAUUUCCACUCCGCCGUAUCUCUCCUACAGAGGGAAGAUUGCAGCAUGGGGCGACAACGUUCUCGCCAUCCUUCCCGAUGCGCCCAAGAGCACAGUGACUGUUUGGGCGGCUACGGCGGGGCAGGAUUAUAGGGAUUGGGAGUUGCUGGGCACGAUUGCGAAUAUGGCGGGGGAGCCCGGGGUGGAUUAUGAGAGGUUGGAGAGGCGGGGGGUGUUGAGUUUGUUUGUGAGGCAGGGGGGGGCGUUUGGGGAGAGGAAGGUGCAGGUUUGGGAUUUUGUGUUGGCGGCGUAG